AUGAAACAUUUAGUGCUAAUAACUUUGUUGAUCCCUUUGCUGGAUAUUUCGGUGAGUGUCGCCGCCGCAUCAGGUAAAGGCUUGACAAUCAUCCGUCGAACACCUCGUCCACCAUUUCCUCCAGUCGAUGAGGAUUGGCUUUCAAAAGUUUUGGGGAAGAUCGAAGAAAUGAAGGAAAAGGAGAAGCAAAAAAUGCAAGAGCUAUUGGAUGAGAUUAAAAAGCGAAUAUGUCGUAAUGGUGAAUGUGAAUGGACAACAACAACGACGACAGAGGCAGCAGAAAAGGGCUCAGACGAGAAGGACAAGGAGAAGAAAUUUGAGGAUUGGCUGAAAGGAAUUUUGGAUGAGAAACACAACGCAACAAGGCCAUCGAUUCCCACAAAGGACGAGAUGAAGGAGAAAAUUAAACAUAUUCUCGAAGAUAUGAAAGGAGAAGAACAGAAACAGAAACAGAAGAAUGAAGGUGUAGAAGAUGAAGUGCAAACUAUGUCACCUUCCUGGGGUAAUCUCGAAUCGGCUAUGGCCAACUCUCGAGCGGACAAUACGAGUUCAGUGAAAGUGCCGAAAGAGGCGAACGAUGAGGGAUGGUGGAACAGCUUUUGGUUUUGGCUUAUACACGUUAUUGGUAAACUAAAUCUGCGAGCGGGUGAGGUGUGUCGGGCAGGAGAUUAUGGCGCCUGUACAAAGAGCAUCACGUGGUCAUGCACCAGCACCGCAGACUCGUUCAAACCCUUCAAAUCGAAUGCAUCGUGUAAUUUACUUGACUUCAACGUCCUCUUUUGGAUUAUUGGCUUUACGCUAUUGGCCGUUGGUGUAUGGGCACAUUUCGAAAAGAACAGUGCUUAUUCACAUCUCAACAAAGCGUCCAAGUUCUACUUGGAUCCGGCUGUUUUUCUCAUUUUUGCCGGUGGAUUGAUAUUCUUAAUUGGAUUCAGUGGUUGUAUUGGUGCACUAAGAGAAAAUACAUGUUUUCUGGCACUCUACUCGACUAUUAUUGGUCUCUUACUGCUGGCCGAAAUGGCACUGGUCGUACUCGUGUUUGCUUCAAAAGACUGGAUCACACAAGAGUUCUUCACUCGUCUGGACGAUACAGUGAUUAUGUAUCGGGACGAUCCGGAUUUGCAAGCACUGAUCGACUGGGUACAAAUCUAUUUCAAAUGUUGUGGAAUGCGUUCACCACACGAUUGGGAUAUGAAUGUCUAUUUUAAUAAGUCCUCGCAGCAGUUCUCAUCACCUGAGGCAGGUGGAGUGCCGUAUUCUUGUUGUAAGCAAUUGCGCGGCAUGAAUGGUGGUCCAAUCAACUAUUUCUGUGGUCACGGUGCGCGUUUGAUGAAAGAGGGUCUAAGCGAUGCCAUACACAGUGAGGGAUGUACACCAAAAAUUGAGAAUUAUCUAUCGCAGAAUAUGACUUAUGUGGCCGUUGCAGUUGUUCUUGUUGCUGUUAUACAGAUACUUGGUAUAUUGUUUGCUCAAAAUCUUCGUAGUGACAUCUUCGCACAGCGAGCGAAAUGGUUUCAUAGGUGA
Messenger RNA from Anisakis simplex (herring worm), 1524 nucleotides. The record is from the annotation of a GenBank genome assembly. NCBI's taxonomy places the organism in Eukaryota, Metazoa, Nematoda, Chromadorea, Rhabditida, Anisakidae.